Molecule: messenger RNA, 1029 nt
Organism: Quercus lobata
Lineage: Eukaryota; Viridiplantae; Streptophyta; Magnoliopsida; Fagales; Fagaceae
Exons: 3
Coding region: 1-1029 (342 amino acids)
Source: RefSeq, a predicted model, not a curated record
AUGUUUCCUACAACUAAGCUUUUCCAUGUGGCUAAUUCUGUGUCCGAUCACAGCAUGCUGAUUCUCAAGAAUGAAAAACCAAUCGGACGGCGGAAAAAGAGGACAAAGCUGUUUAGAUUUGAGUCGAUGUGGCUGAGGGACGAACGGUGCUUUAGGUUGGUCACUGAUGCUUGGGAAAAAGGCAAACAGAUUUCCGAGUUGCAAAGAAAGCUUCAGUUGUUGGAGAAUAUGAGGGGUGGUGACUCGACCUUAGAGGACAUUCAUGCCAUAAAGGAGUUGAAUAGGUGGCUGUAUAUGGAGGAGGAUAUGUGGCACCAACGGUCCCGAAAUAAUUGGCUGAGUGUAGGUGAUAAAAACACCACCUUUUUCCACACAAAGGCUUCUAACCAGUGGCAAAGAAACUCCAUAAAUAGGGUUCUGGAUUCUAAUAACACUUGGCAGGAGGAUGAGGAACAAAUUGGCAAGACCUUUGUUAAUUAUUAUGAACAACAGUUUUUAUCCUCGCGGCCAGUAGUGGAGGAGGCGCUACUUGAGGCCAUUCACACAAAAGUCACUGAUAGGAUGAAUGCUUCCUUGCUUAGAAACUUUAAUGCACAGGAGGUGGAGAAGGCUCUACAACAGAUGCACCCCUUAAAAGCGCCUGGACUCGAUAUGAGAAUUAAUGGACAUCCUUGCGGUAAGAUACAACCAACCUGGGGGCUGAGGCAAGGAGACCCACCGUCUCCUUAUCUCUUCCUCAUUUGUGUAGAGGGCCUUUCUGCACUCUUACAGAAUGCUGUCCAACAGAAGAAGCUUAAAGGGGUGGCUGCCUCAACAAAGGGACCCAAAGUUUCGCACCUUUUUUUCGCCGAUGACAGCAUUAUUUUUAGACGGGCAACAAGGGAGGAUGCAAUUAAGAUUCAGCGAUUGCUACAGGUCUACAAAGCCUCUUCGGGCCAACAGUUAAAUAAAAACAAGACUUCACUCUUUUUUAGCCCCAACAUGGAUGAUGGUAUAAGAGAAGAUGUGAAAACCAUGUUCGAAGCCUAA